AUGCCUAUCACCUUCACCCCUACACCCAAGCAUCUACCGCGUGGAUUGAAACUCCAAAGGGUCGCUGAUAUCGAAGAGCGCUUCAAACAAUCCUGCCCAAAGGAGCAUAGCGCUAGCAAACGAUUGAUUGGGAACUCACUAAAGACUUCUUCGACACAUACAUCUCCACGUCCGAAAAUGGCUUUAUUGGGGCCUCAAUACCACCUCUUUGUGCUCCAGCCCGAAGACGCAAGGUUCACCAUUUUGUCACAGCUCAGUUUCUUCGUCAUUGCGCAUUCCGAGGACAUCUGGCAUCUAUUCGUCGCGCAUAAGAGUACAGUAAGUCUGGAAAUUACCACAAUCGAUACCAUGGAUACUGUGAACUUCGGUGAAAUGGCACUGUGCAGGACGGAGCUGAUGGGAAAACGUGUGGUGAAUCUGGAUUCGCCGAGCUGGACCAUGCCGGCCUUUAGCACUACGACUGUAUCCGAUGAAGUGGUGGCAGCUGUCAUAAUGAUGGGCUCUAUGCAGAAGUAUUUCUCCUACCAAUUCGCUUUGCGGUGCGGAAACCCGUCUGUCACUUUACUCGGUGAGCGUGGGGACUGGGAACUUGUGGUAACAAAGCUUGCUCAGCUAGCUCAUCUGGGGGGAUGA
Penicillium digitatum Pd1 is the source of this 633-nucleotide messenger RNA. The record is from RefSeq and is a predicted model, not a curated record. NCBI's taxonomy places the organism in Eukaryota, Fungi, Ascomycota, Eurotiomycetes, Eurotiales, Aspergillaceae.